CUAGUUUUUCAUUAAUGCAUUUUUUUUUUGUAUUUUCAUUAAUUUUAUUUUCUGUUUGGUUGCUGAGAAAAUUGACAUUUGAAUUGGAAGUAGCUUUGAUUUUCUGUGGAUUGUUUUGUCUAUUUUCUGGUUUUUGAAUGUUAAUUAAUCGAUUACUAGCUUCUAUGUUUCUUUUUUAUAAUAAUUGGAUAGGACAGCAUUUGUAGGAGGAAAUGAACCCACGACUUCAGCCUUAGCGGAAUGCUGCCCGAUGUUUAUAUCAUUUGAGCCCUUUAAACGCAGGGCAGCAUUCCGCUAAAUGUCUCUCUUUUUUUUUCAGUACUUUUAAUUUGCAUAAUCUUGUACUGUGAUUUUUAUAGAUUUUGGUUUUGUAUUGGAUGUGAAUGUUUAUUUAAGGAGAAAUUAGUAUAUUGCUGGUAUAUGUCUGAAGUAAGCAACUGUAUGUGUGUGUGAUUUUAUUGUAUAUAAUGGAUCUGAUAAUAUAAGCUUAAAGAUGCUGUCACUGUCUCACUGUGAUUGUGUUCUUGCAACUGUCGAAAAUUUAAUAAAUAUUUGGAAUUGUAACUGCCAAGUUUACUGAUUUUCUUGCAUUCCUUCAGACCUCUCUUUUAAUGAGCAGACUGGUGAAUGUAUUGAUUCUUGAAUACCUGGAAUGUUUAAGGGAUUUUUGCUUCUAUUUUCGUUUUAUUUAGUUGAGCGAUUUUUAAGAGUUAUUUUGAUAUUUAUAUGGCAGGGACCGGAUAAGAAUUACUGCUUAUAUCUUGAUUCAUUAGAGAUCUCAUCUUUUGAUCAUUUAGUCUCUAGGUGAAGGUAAAAGGGCGUUGAUCACUUCGUCACUGGCACGCUGAAGCUCUACUUUUUCUUGAGGCUAGGUAUUUUACGAUCAUCAUCUCAAGUUUUGAGAGAGAUAGAGGCCGCGUGCUCACGCUUAUCUUUGAAGACUCUCUAAACUCGGAUGUCUGGUGAUGUGGAAAAUCUUAAAGUUGGUGAGAGCCAGAAAGAUCCAGGAGAAUUGUCUCCUGAUAAUGAUAUUAAGACAACCUGGUACACUGGCUUAGUCCGUCAAACAUCUGUCUAUGGUGUCGCUGCUGGAUAUUGCCUUUCGGCAUCUCUGCUCUCGAUCAUCAACAAGUGGGCGAUAAUGAAAUUCCCAUAUCCUGGCGCUCUGACUGCUCUACAGUACUUCACUAGUGCUGCAGGCGUCCUUGUAUGCGGCGGGUUGAAACUCGUGGAGCACGACAGACUUGACCUUUUGACAAUGUGGCGUUUCCUACCUGCGGCAAUUAUGUUCUACCUAUCGCUCUUCACUAACAGUGAGCUCUUACUCCAUGCAAAUGUCGAUACCUUCAUUGUCUUCCGUUCUGUAGUCCCGAUAUUUGUUGCAAUAGGUGAAACCAUGUUCCUGCACCAGCCCUGGCCAGCGAUAAAGACAUGGAUUUCACUUGCUACCAUAUUUGGUGGAAGUGUACUUUACGUUCUAACAGAUUACCAAUUCACAGUCGCAGCUUACAGUUGGGCUCUCGCAUAUUUGGUAAGCAUGACUGUCGAUUUUGUAUAUAUUAAGCAUGUCGUGAUGACCAUAGGUUUAAAUACAUGGGGUCUCGUGCUGUACAACAAUCUCGAGGCCCUCCUACUAUUUCCCUUGGAAUUGCUGAUUAUGGGUGAACUAAAGAAGAUAAAGCAUGAAAUUACAGAUGAGACAGAUUGGUAUUCUUUUGGGGUGAUUCUGCCUGUUGGAUUAUCUUGCCUGUUUGGUUUAUCAAUCUCCUUUUUCGGAUUUUCCUGCCGGAGGGCAAUUUCCGCGACAGGAUAUACCGUUCUUGGCGUAGUAAAUAAGUUACUAACAGUGGUAAUCAAUCUCGUAAUUUGGGAUAAGCAUUCAACAUUUAUUGGAACGGUAGGGCUUCUCAUAUGUAUGGUAGGUGGUAUUAUGUAUCAGCAAUCCACAAGUAAACCUAAGCCUUCUCCGGCAGUAGAAACAGAGGAGAGCGACAACGAAGAACAGCAGAAGCUACUAGAAAUGCAAAGUAGUAAUGAGAUUGAAUCUCAUAACCAAAAAUGAGGCUUUCUUAGAGCAAUGUGAUCAUUCUUUUGGUUAAAUAUCAGGUUACAAUGAAAUUUUCCGGUUAAAGUCCGAGCGUUUAUAUACCUUUCAGUCGAUCUAAUUUCAUCGACACUUGUAGAAGUGCUUGAAUGGAAUAUCUGAGCAGGAAAUAUGGUUUUUUUCCUUACACAUACUAUACAUUUUAGUAGACCGAGAAAAAAUACAGAUCACUUGGAAUGACUCACAGAGAUCCCGCGAGUGGUACCACAAUCUCUUCUACGUAUAACAAUGUGUAGUAACUUCUAUUGUCAGAAUGUCAUGAUUUAUCUGAAAAGUCUUAACAUUAGUGUCUUUCAUUGGUUAUAAAUGUUUCAUGUAUUCUUUCACAAGGAUUUCCAUGUAUUCUUUCUUUAAUCAGUUCAAUUUUAGGUUGAUUA
Mercurialis annua (annual mercury) is the source of this 2481-nucleotide messenger RNA. RefSeq names its product GDP-mannose transporter GONST3-like. Gene Ontology annotation, molecular function: antiporter activity; GDP-fucose transmembrane transporter activity. The record is from RefSeq and is a predicted model, not a curated record. NCBI's taxonomy places the organism in Eukaryota, Viridiplantae, Streptophyta, Magnoliopsida, Malpighiales, Euphorbiaceae. The transcript is spliced from 2 exons. Gene Ontology annotation, cellular component: Golgi apparatus. The coding region runs from base 956 to 2062 and encodes 368 amino acids.